Messenger RNA from Salmo salar (Atlantic salmon), 2522 nucleotides. RefSeq names its product gremlin-2. Gene Ontology annotation, molecular function: receptor ligand activity; BMP binding. Gene Ontology annotation, biological process: animal organ morphogenesis. NCBI's taxonomy places the organism in Eukaryota, Metazoa, Chordata, Actinopteri, Salmoniformes, Salmonidae. The record is from RefSeq and is a predicted model, not a curated record.
AGCCAGAACACAGAGACACAGAGCGAGAGAGAGACCCUAACCACAGGAACUCAGGCUGUCCACGGGCAUCCACACAGCAACCUCACCAGGACCCCGGAGAGAGUAGCGGAUUGACCAGGGUAGAGACCAGCUAACAAACCACCAAAAAAGCUCAGCAUAGAAACCAUGAUCUGAUAGAAGAGCUGAAAAACCUUCACACUUACCACCAAACAGAGGAGCCAACCGAUGAGUGGACUGACCGACGAAUAGACCACCUCAACCCAUCACCUCUGUCUCUGCUGGAAUACUUACCUAACCCUAACGCAAGGACAGACCGGGACACAGAGAGAGAGAGGACGCUUUGGACGCCUGAAACAAGAGGAUGUACCGGCAGUUUGUUCUGUCAAUCCUGCUCGCAGGCAUCCUGUGCGCGGUGGGCGGCGACACCCGCAAGACCCGCCUCCAGGGCUCCAUCCCCAACCCUUUCAAGGGGAAGGGCAACACCUCAGACAAACGCACCCGUAAACAGGAAAUACUUGCCUCCAGCCAGGAAGCUCUCGUCGUCACAGAGAGGAAGUACCUGAAGAGUGACUGGUGCAAGACCCAGCCUCUGCGUCAGACCGUGAGCGAGGAGGGCUGCCUCAGUCGUACCGUCAUCAACAGGUUCUGCUACGGCCAGUGUAACUCCUUCUAUAUCCCACGACACGUUAAGACGGAGCAGGAUUCUUUCCGGUCCUGUGCUUUCUGUCGGCCGCAGCGGUUCACCACGCUGACCGUAGAGCUGGACUGUCCCGAACUCCAGCCGCCCUUCAGGCACCGCAAGAUCCAGAGAGUCAAACAGUGUCGCUGUAUAUCGGUCUCCGUCAGCGACUCUGGGAAGCAGUGAUUCUCGUCUCCCUCCUGCUUCUCUCUCUCUCUUUUUUUUAUUAUCUUGGACAAUCCCUAGAUACUAUCCAGAUGUUCAUCUCACCACACAGGAAACAGUUUGUACAAGACUUGAGUACAUAGAACAUGCCUUUUACUGACGGGCACAUAGAAUGAAUACAUAAAACCGGAAGGGGCCUACUCUUCUUUAGAAGUACUGAGCAUGACAGACAUUUCUAUGGAGCAGCUCUGCGUUGAUCAUACCAAGCACUCUUUUUUUAAUUUUACCUUUAUUUAACUAGGCAGUUAUGAACAAAUUCUUAUUUUCAAAUGACGGCCUAGGAACUUGGGGCAGAACGACAGAUUUUUACCUUGGUCGGCACGGGGAUUUGAUCUUGCAACCUUUUGGUUACUAGUCCCAACGCUCUAACCACUAGGCUACGCUGCCGUCCCCCCCUCUACAUGAGACAAACUGACAUUUCUACAACCCAGGCCGAAUUAACCCAUGACUAUAUACACUCUGCAGUGUAUAUGGUCACAGUUCCAGACUGCUUAAGAAGGUGCUUCUCCCAUAGACGACAAUGCGAUAGCAGCUGGGCCUGGUCUACUUAGUUCAUUGACUGUAUAUGAACCAGAGGGGGGGGGAAAAAGCAGAGUGAGACAUCUCGCUUCCUCUACCAUCUCUGCAGAAACAGACUUACCUGGACCACAGGUCUCCUCCUCAGCCUGUCGGUGAGCGGGGUCGUAUUCAAAUGGUAGAAAACUGACUGAAACAAAAAGGGACUUGUCCAAUACAAAAUGCUAAAUGUUCAACUACAAAACGUGUUGCUAAUGUGCACCCUAGUGAAUAUGACCAUAUUCCACAGAGGGACUCUGGGAGAUAAGUUGUUGGAGAGACUGACUGGGUUUGUAGUAGACCUACUGCAGCACCAGCCUACCUGGGGUUCCACAGAGGGUAGAAGGUUGUUGAAUAGAGACUGACUGGGUUAGUAGUAGACCUACUGCAGCACCAGACUACUAGGGGUUCCACAGAGGGUAGGAGGUUGUUGACUAGAGACUGACUGGGUUAGUAGUAGACCUACUGCAGCACCAGACUACCUGGGGGUUCCACAGGCAAUAUAUCAUUCUGUACAAAUAAAUAUCACAUUAUUAGAUUUAGAGAGAUUAUAUCGCUGGCCUUCAAAAAAGAGAAAGAUUACAAAUCAACCUGCAAACCACAACAAAACUCAGAAUUUAUUCCUUUUAUUGUAGAUAAAUGACAUUGCUGCUCCCAGAAACAAGCAGAGAUCCAGUAAGAUACUAACACAUUUUACAAUAAUAAACCUUAUCCAACAACUCCAGGAUGAUGAUUUAACAUGCCGGGGGACAGAAAAUAAAAUCUUUACAAAAAUAUGUUACAUAAAGAAUACAAUGCUACUUUACAUUGAUAAAAGCAUUUUUAAAUAUAUUAUUUUAGUAACCAAGUCAAUUAUUUGAAUGCACUUUUCAAUGUAAACGAACAUUCCUUUAGGACUGUUCACCAUCUUACAUUAACAAAAUGUUUAUCAAACCAACACACUACAUUUCCCAUAACCCUCUCUGUCCUCACAUACAUUAGAAAUGUCUUCUUACCGACUCACAUGGCAUCACUUCAGAUAAAUGAAAACAGGGAAUAAGUUAUACAUUUACAGUUUUACACC